AUGCUAGCAAGUGGCCACCGUGCUUCUGCUAAUGCUAUCGCUCUGAAGGCGUGGCAUAAGAAGGGGUGCCACAAGUUCACAGCCGUCAAACUUGAAAUUGCUUUAAAACACUUGCUUUGGGAAAGUUGCAUCCUCGAUGAGACCUCUACCUGGAUGGGAAACAUCCUUCUUGAUGAUCUACCGGGAAUCGCUAGAUCCCGUUUGAUUCUUGUUGUUUAA
Prunus armeniaca (apricot) is the source of this 219-nucleotide messenger RNA. Lineage: Eukaryota; Viridiplantae; Streptophyta; Magnoliopsida; Rosales; Rosaceae. The record is from the annotation of a GenBank genome assembly.